Molecule: messenger RNA, 1539 nt
Organism: Colletotrichum acutatum
Lineage: Eukaryota; Fungi; Ascomycota; Sordariomycetes; Glomerellales; Glomerellaceae
Exons: 1
Coding region: 1-1539 (512 amino acids)
Source: RefSeq, a predicted model, not a curated record
AUGGCACUUCCCCUGCCUAGACCCGAGAUCCCAAUAGCUUUCGCAUCUCAAUCAGAAGCGAUUCGGGACAUACUUCUCCGACCGUACUGGUACAGAGUAUGGGUGAUCCAAGAAAACGUACUAGCCAGGAAACGCCUCUAUCUGUGCGGAAUCAAUGAGAUCAGCAGCGAUGAUCUAUAUCAGGGCCUAGUUCAAAUAGACCGCUCUCUCCAUCUGAAACCUAAGAGGCUUCGCAUCAAGUCGUUUUUGCAAGCUGCCGACGACCUCCGCAACUUCAAUGGCUACGGGAUGUUAGCCAAUACUUUCAUAGGACCUCGUGAGCUCAUGAGCCAUACGAUAUCAGAUCCUCUUUCCCUGUUAAACGAAGCCAUGAUGGAUGCCGCGCGAUUUAUGGCUACAGAUCCCCGGGACCAUCUCUUUGGCAUCCUUGGUCUGUUUCCCGACCUAGCUCACUUGAUCAAGCCAGAUUACACCAAGAGCCCAACUGCCGUUUUUUUGGAUCUCGCCCUCCUGAAUUUGAAGGAGGAUUCCAGACUCAUCGCGCGGUCAGGGAUUGGACACAAGAAUUGCACCAGGAGGCGCAGAUCUUGCAACCAUCUGCCAUCGUGGGUUCCCAAUCAUAGCGGGCCUUUCGUUGAGAGCCGUACCGGCGUCAGCAUUUUGACGGCGCAUAUAGACAUCAAAUUUGAGGCUGGGACUUUCUGUCCUCAGGAACUGAAAUGGCAUCUUGCACAAGACGCCCUGGUUCACCGUGCGAGUGGUGUACAAGCGGGCAGAAUUACUUCUGUUCUGAGCCCAGAAACAUCCUUCCGCGAGAGAAUGGUCAAGUGGAAUUGCUGCGCAGCAACCAAUACCGCAGAUCAUACGUAUAUCAGUUGGAGGCGGGCAUUUUACCGCACGAUUCUCAUGGAUCGUGACCGCAUGAUAGAUAUCCGGCUGUUGUUCAAGAAUGACAACGGAGCGAUUUAUUUCGUCAAUGAGCGGAUGCCCCUCGACCUCAUCCAUUCCAUCAGCGUGAAGGACGCAUAUAUCCUGAUGAUGCAGUCCGUUUUUGGUUUCUAUUCGAGGAAAGAGUCCCAGGCAGAAAUUGGUCAUCACCCACCCGUUCACCCCACCCCCUUCAUCCAGGCAGAGCGAUCAUACUGGCUUCAGAAGAAUCAAGACUCUCAGCUCAACGACCUCUAUCUUGGCGAAGAAAAACAGCACAGUGUCAAAAUGCUACCAGCUAACGAUAAAAUGAUAGGUGAAAGUAUGCUAGGAGGAUUGAAACUUAGUCUUGCCAACGAGGUCGACAGGAUUACACGGGAUAUGUCCUUCAUUCUUACUGAGUAUGGGCACAUGGGACUGGCCCCAUUAGGAGCGCAGGUUGAAGACCACAUCGUCUUGAUAGGAGGAUGUCCCGUACCUCUUGCUCUUCGAAAGCAGGGCGACGCUUAUCAAGUUAUUGGGGAUACAUAUGUAUGUGGCCUCAUGGAGGGACAAAUGUCCGAGAAUGUGUCUGCUGGAACUGCCCACAUUGAAGAAUUCAGGCUUGUUUAG